This is a messenger RNA of Aspergillus aculeatus ATCC 16872, 1818 nucleotides long. RefSeq names its product MYND-type zinc finger protein MUB1 (gene samB). The transcript has a single exon. Lineage: Eukaryota; Fungi; Ascomycota; Eurotiomycetes; Eurotiales; Aspergillaceae. Bases 1 to 1818 code for a protein of 605 amino acids. Gene Ontology annotation, biological process: ubiquitin-dependent protein catabolic process; establishment or maintenance of cell polarity. The record is from RefSeq and is a predicted model, not a curated record. Gene Ontology annotation, cellular component: MUB1-RAD6-UBR2 ubiquitin ligase complex.
AUGCGGGAGGUCAAUUUCAGCAUCCCGAAUGUCAAUAAGGCCUCCGUCAACAUCACAACCACACUCUACGAUCGGCGUGCUCUCGACUGUACAUCUACCCUCCCGCUGGUCAACUCGCUCAACCAUCUAGCUUACCUCACAACUUCAUCCGCCCGCAUUCGCGAUAUCCUCACCAUCGAUGGCGGUGUUGAACGCCUGGUAUGCAUCCUCAAAGAGGGCCGGACGAAGGAUUUGAUGGAUUGUUGGAAGUGGAGCCUCGCUUUUCAAUGUGUUGUUAACAUCGGAGUGAGAGGCUCGGAGAGUGUGCGAACCAGAGUGGUCGAGGCCGACAUCGUACCAGUGGUUGCGACCGUGCUAGACAAUUAUAUCAAGAUGAUCGAAAAGGCUCGCGCCCGAGCUGAGAGUGAGAGUAGUCGGCACUCGUCCAGAAACCCCCUGAAAGCCAUCCACGGGCCCACCGCCAGUCUUCCUACUCGUCCACUCUAUGUCGACCAGUCUACAAACACCGAACACCGUCCAUCCCGUCGCCAGGCGCCUCCUCCUCACAUCGAAAUCCCUCCUCACUACCAAGCCAACAAUACAGAUACCAACACUAUGGACAUAGCGUCUUCCCCUCGUGCGCCCAUGGCCACUCUCCCAGAGCGACGGAGCCUCGCGAUCGAGGAUAAUCCUCGUCAUGCUCAUAACGCUCACCGCCACCUUGUGAUGCAGCCUCUGUCCACCGCGGCGGCUAUGGACACUGCCGACGGCUUCGGUUUGCGCCCGGUGCGUGACGCCGAGAGACUUCCUAGCAUGCUUCCAGGCCUACAAAACGGGCUAAUAUCUCAGCCUGACUCCCCUACCACCCCCAGUGGUCCUACGCAGCUGCGAAGCCAUAUUCACCCGCACGGACUACGGUCGCGUCCCACUUUGUUACAACAACAAUCAGUCUCGGGCGAUUCCGACAUUGCCAAUGGCGAAGAAUCCACCGUCGGCUCCACCGUCGGCUCUGGACAUAGUUCCGCGAUGGGCGACGAAGUGGGAAGCGAGAUCACCGACCCGAUGAUCGGCAUGGAGAACCGGAUGGAGAUAGAUGAUGUUGGCGAUAGACAAUCCGUGCUUGGGGAAGUCUCGAAUGCCCAUGAUCUGACGGUCAACGACUCGUCGGAAGGACAAGAAGCUGACACAUUCAACAUCGCACAUCGGUCGGCUGUUGAUCGAAGCAUGAUUGAGAACAAUGAGGCGCAGACAAAUGGGUUAUCACCUACUCAGGCUCCUGAAAAUGCCAACUCCCCUGUUCCUGUGCCGACUCCCUAUUCGUCAUACAUCCGCGAACGUCUCGCUAACCAGACUACGGCGACGACUAUGCCCCGCGACGAGGAUGUCUUGAUGGCUCUUCAGCUCCUCGCAUAUGUCUCCAAGUAUUGCAGUCUCCGUUCUUACUUUCAGAACACCCACUUUGUCCCAAAGCUUCGGGUCGAUCGUGAGCUCAAGGUUCUCGAUGGCGGUAUGUCCCCCAUCGAACCCCUCGAUGAUGAGGACGAGGAGUACUUGCAGCCGGACGAUGUCAAUAUCUUCCCUCUGGUGGAGCACUUUACCAUCCGUCAUCACUCGAAGGAUAUGCAAUAUUGGGCCUGCGUGGUCAUGAGAAACCUCUGCCGCAAGGAUGAGGCCCAGGGUGGCAUCCGGCAAUGCGCCUACUGGAAGUGCGGCAAGUGGGAAGAAUAUCAGCGGCAGUUUGCCAAAUGUCGCCGCUGCCGUCGCACCAAGUACUGCAGCAAAGACUGUCAGAAGGCGGCUUGGAUCAGUCAUCGUCAUUGGUGUCACACCAACCCUUGA